Messenger RNA from Achroia grisella, 3921 nucleotides. It is a transcript of the gene Rox8, whose product is annotated as nucleolysin TIAR. The record is from RefSeq and is a predicted model, not a curated record. The coding region runs from base 208 to 1389 and encodes 393 amino acids. The transcript is spliced from 4 exons. Gene Ontology annotation, molecular function: mRNA binding. NCBI's taxonomy places the organism in Eukaryota, Metazoa, Arthropoda, Insecta, Lepidoptera, Pyralidae.
AGAUGCGUUUGUUUCCGAAAAGUGAACGUUUCACGAGUCAACAGCAACGUCUUUCGAGAAGUUCUAGGCACUGUUUAGAGACAUUUUUCCUUCUUUUAUCCGUCAUCCAAUGUUUUAAGUGAUGAAAUAACGUCGGUUAUCCUUUAUUUUCGAUAUUAGUGUUCAUAGUCGUAAUUAAGUAAUCGCUAGAUUACGAUAUAAGCUAAUAUGGGCGACGAAAGCCAUCCGAAAACUCUCUACGUCGGUAAUUUAGACGCAAGUGUGACGGAAGAAUUUCUGUGCGCGUUGUUCGGACAAAUAGGCGAGGUAAAAGGUUGUAAGAUAAUUCGUGAGCCCGGCAACGAUCCAUAUGCAUUUCUCGAGUUUACAAGUCAUUCGGCGGCAGCUACAGCCCUGGCCGCCAUGAAUAAACGAGUCUUCCUCGAGAAGGAAAUGAAGGUUAACUGGGCUACGAGUCCCGGCAAUCAGCCGAAAACGGAUACUAGUAAUCAUCACCACAUAUUCGUCGGUGAUCUGUCACCAGAAAUUGAAACUCAUAUACUACGAGAGGCUUUUGCGCCUUUCGGUGAGAUAUCAAACUGUCGGAUAGUCCGCGACCCACAAACGCUCAAAUCUAAAGGGUACGCUUUUGUAUCGUUCGUGAAGAAGGCAGACGCUGAGGCGGCAAUCCAAGCGAUGAACGGCCAAUGGUUGGGCUCGCGUUCUAUACGUACGAAUUGGUCGACUCGCAAACCUCCACCAAAUAGGCCAAACGAGGGUGCGCCGAGUAGCAAGCGAGCCAAGCAACCUACAUUUGACGAGGUUUAUAACCAGAGUUCACCGACCAACACAACGGUAUAUUGUGGAGGAUUCACAAGCAAUGUUAUCACUGAGGAGUUAAUGCAAAACACUUUCUCACAAUUUGGUCAGAUACAGGAUAUAAGAGUAUUCAGGGACAAAGGAUAUGCUUUCAUUAGGUUCACAACAAAAGAAGCGGCAGCGCAUGCAAUUGAAGCGACACAUAACACAGAAAUUAGUGGACACACAGUCAAAUGUUUCUGGGGCAAAGAGAAUGGAGGUGGUGACAACCAGAGUACGAAUAAUGCGCCCGCAGCGCCGGCGUCAAUGGGUGCACAAACGCAGUACCCCUAUCCAUAUCAACAAGGCAUGGGAUAUUGGUAUGCCCAGGGUUAUCCCGCUAUACAGGGUUAUAUGGCGCCCGGAUACUACCAGCAGUACCCCGCAGCGUAUAGCAACCCUCAAGCCGCCGCCGCGGCCGGGUACCGCAUGGGCAUGCCUGGCGGCGCAGGCGGCGCGGGCGGUGCGGGGGGCGCGGGCGCGGGGUGGGGCGCGGCGCCGCCCGUCAUGUACUCGGCCGCGCUGCCCUCGGCGCAGUACCCCUCGCAGUAGCCCCGCCGCUGGUCGCUACUGGUCGCUACCGCUCGCAACUGACCGCCACUGAUCGCAAACGGUCGCACGAUGUACACUGAUCGCACCCUCCACACCUUGCAUUACUUCUCGUACAUGCCAUAUUUAGUAAACUGUUUUAAUUGUAACGGAUAUGUACCGAUGUUGGGCCCCGAUCUCUUUAUAAGAGGAUUUAGAUGACCAUGUUGGUCAGGCUUGAUAUGGUAUUGUUUCGUGUUUCCCUUUAGUUGAACAAGCGUGUUUUUAAUUAUUCUCUGUUUCAUCUACUUAUUGAGGAUGAAAGGUAACGGUGACAUUUGUAAUUUUAAUAUUAUUUAUUAUAUUCCUACUCUAUCAUCACAAAGACGAUCUAACGAUUUAGUCAUUUAGAGAUAAGUAGACACAAAAAUUUAUGUACACAGUGAAAUACUUUUCUUAGUAUUUUGUUAGUAUUUUAUAUAAUGUUAUUUUGAUAACAUACAUCCCAUGUUUACUAAAUAUGUCACGUAUAAAAAACAAUACAUAUACAACGAGUCCAAUCACAACCUGUGCAGACGAACGACGAAGCAAUUCGUGUUCGUUAGCAUACAAUUUACGUCGUCUAUUAUGUACGAAAAUGUAUGCCGAAAUUUGUCUCUCGUCUGCACAGGUCCAUAGAUCAUUAAGCGGAUUAAAUCAACAUGUAUAUUUUGCUGCUUGUGAAACUCAAUCCAUUUCGUUUGUUUCGGCAAUCAAAGGCAAUCCUCAAAUAUUUUCAACACACUCACCUCAAACCAUUGACUGCCUAUACAUUUAAAUUAAUUCCUUUAUCGAAAUAAGGGAUGUCCUAUAACUGCAAUUUUGUGUCUCUUGUCUUACAAGCGGUAAAAUAUACGUACUUGAUUCAAAUAACUUGAAUAUAUAGAAGUUUUGACUUCCAUAUGUGCAACGAGAUAUAUUAGUCAGCACUGUCAAUACCCGGUCAGCGUUGACUUGUCUCGAUUUUGGAGUUAGUAAGUGAUCGAAUGUAAAUUACCUCAACUUAUUGUCAUGUCUUAGUACUGCCAAUAUCUGUAUUACUUAUCAUAUCAAAAUUCUAUUAUAAUUAAGCAACUAUAUAUACUUCUCAAUGAUAAGUUACCAAGUGCUCUUAUAGCGGACUAAAAUUAGUCGUAUUAAUGUAACUAAUAAUAAAAAAAUAUGCUAGAAAUAUAUUUGGAAAUUUCGUAAACAAAAUAUGAUACAGAGAUUUGUAGUGAUAGGUUUAUUGUAUAUUGUUUGGUUUUUUAGAUAGAAAAUACAGAUAUUGCCAAACUUUCAUGUAAAUAGGCAAACCUACUUCUGUAACACUUAGAGUUGAUUUUACCGAAGCUCACGAGUGGAGUGAAGCAACAUGUCUGUUGUUCAAUUCGACAUGAUUGUGGUAAAAUAAUCGACUCGAUGCCCUGAUUGACUACUUAAUGUAAGCAAUAGUUGCUACGUAUCUGUUUCUCUUAGUUUGUUAGAUAAUUUCAAGCAGUCAUUGCAGCAACUGAGAGAAUUUGUGCCGUUUGUUCCAAUGACCGGAAACUAGUAUCUCAAUUAGUUUCAUAUUUUAUUCUUUUGACACUAUAUUGAGUAUAGAAUACUUUACAACAUUGCAGUAAUUUAUUUUACACAAAUUUUAAACUCUAAUAGCAAUUAUCACUUUAUUUAUUGUUUCUUUGUUCAAUUAUCUACGGCGAUGGAACAACUACCUCAAUAGCGAUUCAAUUAAUACUAACAAUGAUCACUGUACAUCGUCGUGCCUCGUCAGCCGCGAGUCGAAAGUAUGUCCAUUAUGACUAGCGAAUUGUCAUCAGUACUUUACAAUAUUGUUAGCCAAGUCUCCAAGAGACCACAAGAAGUUGACAAUAUCGUAAGUAGUAACAACUACAACUCAAGGCGGGGCUGGACAGUCGGUAGCAACAGUGACAAGAAGUUUGUCGCCCGGCCGUCGCCCGGCCGUCGCCCGGCAGUCGCCCGGCCGUCGCCAGCGUCGCCGCCUGUCGCCCACAACGCUCGGACGGGCCUACGGCUCCCCGGAGUUAGUCGACCUACAUAGAUAGGACAUAAACAAAUAAAUUUUAAAUUUUUAAAAAAAGUUAUAAAUAUAUAGGGGGGGAGUAGUGUCGCGAGUGGCCUCGUGUACAUACGUUGAUAUUUAUUGGCGCCCUGCGCUGGCAGACUGAGUAUAUACCCCAGAACUCCUCACAAGACGCGCCAGACAGUUUAACCUAUUUAUAAUUAUUAAGUUCGGCACAUGUUGUUUUGUUUGACCUUGUUAUGAUUUAUUGUAUGGAAACACUGGUAAGUCAAUAAAGCAGUGGGUCUGGGACUACGGGUGUUUGAUUUACCAUUAUAUUACAACUGUAUUAUGUUUAUUUCUGGGUCCAAAGUUUUAUAUGAAACGAACACUCGGUUCGGCUCUGUGAUUCAAGUCUGCAAAUAUAUAUUAAUCGGACGGCGUUAAAAUUAUUGUAAAUUCUUAAAGGUCAUUUUGUAAAAGGAGAAAUAAAUAGUUUAAGUUUACAAUUA